UGCCAACGGGGGCAGAUAAACGGGCUGGCUCUGCGCUGCAAAAGGGGCUGCAGCAGGCGAGACACCACCAGUUGCACCCAGUCCCCCCGCACGAAGGCGUUCGCUCGCAGGGCACAGAUCACAAGCAGGCACAGGGCUGUAGGUGAUCCCCGAUGCUUCAGAGGAAAGCCAAAAACCACCCCCGUCCCCGAUUGCAAUUGUGCCUCCACGAGUUGGGUGCCUCCAGCGUUGUAAGGAUCUGCGUCCAAAUGCCUCCCGAGCCCUGUACAGUCCCUGCGUGCUCUACUCACCAUGCCCGUGGAGGAGUUUGUGGCUGGCUGGAUUUCAGGAGCUGUGGGGCUGGCCUUGGGGUACCCAGUGGACACAGUGAAGGUGCGGCUGCAGACGCAGUCUGGCUAUCGGGGGAUCCUGGAUUGCAUGAUCAAAACAUACCGCAAUGAAACGGUCCUAGGCUUCUUUAAGGGGAUGAGUUUCCCACUGCUGAGCGUGGCCCUGGUUAACUCAGUGCUGUUCGGGGCCUACAGCAAUACCCUGCUGUACCUGAGCGCUACCCACCACCACGACCGCCGCGCCAAGCCCCCCAGCUAUGUCCACGUCUUGACCGCUGGCAGCUUCUCUGGCCUGAUGCAGGCCGUGGUCCUGGCUCCUAUUGACCUGAUCAAAGUUCGGCUACAGAACCAGCUUCACUCCUAUGGGCUGAGGAGUCCAGCAGGGGCCUCUGGAACCCAGUACCGGGGCCCAGUGCACUGCGCUGCCAGCAUAUUCCGCAAGGAGGGGGUCAUGGGCCUGUUCCGGGGCACCUGGGCCCUGGUGCUGCGAGAUACACCCACUAUGGCCAUCUACUUCCUCACCUACACCAGCCUCUGCCAGGCCAUGACAGUGCAGGGGCAAGAACCAGGGCCGAUGACGGUUCUCGUAGCCGGGGGCUGUGCUGGCACCGCCUCAUGGAUCUUAGCCACGCCCAUGGACGUGAUCAAGGCCCGGCUCCAGAUGGACGGGGUGAAGGGAGUAUCCUACCACGGGGUCUUGGAUUGCAUCCGCAUCAGCGUUCGGAAUGAGGGACCCCAGGUCUUCCUAAAGGGCCUUGCCCUGAACUGUAUCCGUGCCUUCCCUGUCAACGCGGUGACCUUCUUGAGCUAUGAGACCAUCCUGAAACUCAUCUGCUGAGCCCCACCCUGCUCCCUGCAGCAUCAGGCCCCCUUCCCCCCCCUCCCCCCAUCACCGCACUGAGGGCCAGCUCUGAUGGCCAUUGGAGAGCACCUCCAACUGAGCCCCCUGCCCAGCUCCCUGCAACAGAGCGCCCCCUAGCGUUGUGCUGGGGCAUGGAGGUCAGCACCAACUGUGAGAGGAAGGCAGGAUCACCCCUCCUACAAUCUAUUCCCCAAGGUUAGGCUGCAUCCUAGAUUUAAAUGUCCUGAGUGAUGUUGGUUCUUCCCAUUUCCAUGCAUCUUAGCUCCUCGGGGAGAGGAACUGCCGGUCAGUGAUGAGGGGGAGGAGUAGUGACUUGGGAGCUGGGGAUGAAAGAGGGAAUAAGAAAACAGGAGUAGGGCAGGGGUGGGUAGGAGACAGGAAAUUGUGCUUUUUAGCAGCAUGACUGAGCCACGAGUUAGGCCUCAUGGGUUCUAUGCCAGAUCUAGGAUUAGAGCGGGUGGGAGUUAGGACUGCUGGGUUCUUUUCCCAGCUCUGGGAGGGGAGUGGGGCCUAGUGGUGCAUGUCAGGGGAGGAGGGGCCAUAUGCAGAGCAGUGUGGGGGAAGGACUUCUGGGAGUAGGAGGAUUUCUCCUUACCCAUCUAUAGCUUUUCCAUAGCAACUGAAAAUCUACUUAAUUCUCAUCAGUCAGCAAACUCUCUGCUGUUGGCCCAGUCCAGUUGGAUGGGCACAGAGACCCUGCCACUGCCACCCUGGAGCAGGCUGCAAUGUGCAGAGACCAGUGGAGGCGCGCUAAACCUAUUAGACAAUAUCCCCCGAGUCAGGAAUUGAACCCAGGAGUCCUGCCUCCCCUGCUCUAACACACCACACCCCUCUCCCCUGCCAGAGCUGACAGAGAACCCAGGAGACCUGACUCCUGGCUCUGGGAUUUUUAGCUGUAACCCACUAGACACCACUCUCCACCCAGCAGUUGGCAGAUCCCCAAUACAAGCUCUUUGCCACAACACCUGGGGUGCUGGGUCUUUGCCAUAGAUGUGAUGGAACAGCCCCGGUCAUUUACCUGCCAUGGGGGGAGGCAGGGGACGGAUCUGAGAGGCAGGCCCCGUGUCCUUGCCAGCUCUCUGUGGCGCCUCUGGCUGCUCCUAUCCUCCUGAGGGGAUGUCUCAGGAAACGCAAGCCGACAACGUGCUGACGGAUUCCUUUGCUGCUGCGGUGAAGGUGCCGGAGCGCAGGCUCCCUUGGGGGAAAUCAGCAUCCUCUGCUCCUCCCUGAAUGAUACAGUUCGCUGCACUGCUAUGGAGGGAAAGCCAGGCCAGGAUUGGACACUCCCUUCCUAACUCUGUUGGAAUUCAUGGCUGGAGCCAAAAAAGGCUGGGGACCAAGGUGCAGAGCGGGAAAGGGACAUGCCCCGAAGUUCACAGAGUGAGUCUGGAAUAGAGCCCAGGAGUUCUGGCUCCUGCUCCCCGUCUCUAUCCAUAAGAGCUCACUCUGCUCCUUGAGCCAGGGAUGGCACUCAGGAAUCCUGACUCCCAGCCCCCCCUGCUUUAACACACGAAACCCCACCACUGUGCUCAGCACCAGGAAUACAAUCCAGGGGUGCUGAAGCCCAGCACCCCCUGUUCUAACCCAUUCGACUUCACUGUGCUCCUAUAGCCAGGAAUAGAACUCACAAGUUCUGACUCUCAGUCCCUGCCUUCUACUCGAACGUUCAUCUCCCUCUGCCUCCACUUGCACACCUGUAAAAUGGGGAUAAUUAUUCCUUUGUCCACUUAGACUGGAAGAUCUUUGUGGCAGGGAUCAGCUGGGCAGUGCACGACCCACUGCGGUCCUGAUCUCGGUCAUGGUCUGUGCAGGGCCCAGCACGAAGGUCCCCAAGUUUGGUCCAGGUCUGUGCAGCACCUGGCAUGAUGCUUCCUCCCUACCCUGUCAGUCAAGGGGGGAGGGGGAAGUCUGUGUAGCACCCAGUUACAAUGCUUGAAAUUCAUUGUGAUCUUGUUUGAAAGCCUGCCUCACAGGUUCUGUCAAUCCUGCAGAGCUGCUCUUAGAAAUGAGGUCAGAACCGAAGCGGUGGCGAGCGAGAUUAAAGGCCUGGUAUAUUAAAGCAA
This is a messenger RNA of Chrysemys picta bellii (western painted turtle), 3254 nucleotides long. NCBI's taxonomy places the organism in Eukaryota, Metazoa, Chordata, Testudines, Emydidae. The record is from RefSeq and is a predicted model, not a curated record.